AUGCCAAACACACUUCCCCAUACCUAUACUGAUAUUAUUGUCAAUGGUAAACCAACACAUCCUAAUGAUUUCAAAGUGGUGCGUCAAGGUCCUCCUGAAUCGUUCUCAAGCAAAUUAGUAGCUGAACGUGCUUUUCCUGAAGGUUCUGUGAUUGCUCCUUUGGAAGGUUUGACACCAGGGGCUAAACGUUAUUCUACUGUCCAAAUUUCAGAGACAGAGCACAUUGAAUUGAAUAGUGACUUAGUGUUCAUGAAUCACUCUUGUGAUCCUUCUACUCUUAUGGAUGUGGAUCGUAUGGUUGUUACUGCUACAAGGGACAUUGCUGCUGGCGAUGAAUUAACAUUCUUUUAUCCUUCAACGGAAUGGGAUAUGGCACAACCCUUUUCUUGUUGGUGUGGUUCAUCCAAGUGUAUUGAAACCGUACAAGGCGCCAAGUACUUGUCAACAGAUACCCUAAACAAGUUCAAGUCAAGCAGACACAUAAAGCAACUUCUUCAAAAACGUGACACUUAA
Gilbertella persicaria is the source of this 513-nucleotide messenger RNA. RefSeq lists its product as uncharacterized. The record is from RefSeq and is a predicted model, not a curated record. The coding region runs from base 1 to 513 and encodes 170 amino acids. Lineage: Eukaryota; Fungi; Mucoromycota; Mucoromycetes; Mucorales; Choanephoraceae. Gene Ontology annotation, molecular function: protein binding. The transcript has 3 exons.